AUGAGGUCUCAGGCUCUAAAGGCUCCAGAUUUUGCAGGCGUGAGUUUUGUGUUGUGUUUUGUCAGCGUCUACGUCAGAGUUGUCAUUGACGCCCUUCGCGAUGCGGGAGCCGAUAACACGAGCCAUAGUCAAGCCCCGCCAAUACUUGACAUCGCCAACACCUCAGCGCAAACUUGA
Colletotrichum lupini is the source of this 177-nucleotide messenger RNA. RefSeq lists its product as uncharacterized. The coding region runs from base 1 to 177 and encodes 58 amino acids. NCBI's taxonomy places the organism in Eukaryota, Fungi, Ascomycota, Sordariomycetes, Glomerellales, Glomerellaceae. The record is from RefSeq and is a predicted model, not a curated record. The transcript is spliced from 2 exons.